Messenger RNA from Candoia aspera, 4767 nucleotides. RefSeq names its product unconventional myosin-Ie-like. The record is from RefSeq and is a predicted model, not a curated record. Gene Ontology annotation, cellular component: actin cytoskeleton; myosin complex; vesicle. Gene Ontology annotation, molecular function: ATP binding; actin filament binding; microfilament motor activity. Gene Ontology annotation, biological process: actin filament organization; vesicle transport along actin filament. Lineage: Eukaryota; Metazoa; Chordata; Lepidosauria; Squamata; Candoiidae. Bases 16 to 3318 code for a protein of 1100 amino acids. The transcript is spliced from 28 exons.
AGCCGAGCGGGCACCAUGGGCAGCAAAGAGCGAUAUCACUGGCAGAUGCAGAAUGUCAAGCAGAGCGGGGUGGAUGACAUGGUCCUCCUCUCCAAGAUCCACGAGGACGCCAUCGUGGAGAACCUCCGCAAGAGGUUCAUGGAUGACUACAUCUUUACAUAUAUCGGUCCCGUCCUGAUCUCUGUGAACCCCUUCAAGCAGCUGCCCUACUUCACGGACCGUGAGAUUGAUAUGUACCAGGGGGCGGCCCAGUACGAAAACCCUCCCCACAUCUAUGCGCUGGCGGAUCAGAUGUACCGCAACAUGUUGAUCGACAGCGAGAACCAGUGUGUGAUCAUCAGUGGGGAGAGCGGCGCUGGCAAAACCGUGGCAGCCAAAUACAUCAUGAGUUACGUCUCCAAGGUGUCCGGCGGAGGGCCCAACGUCCAGCACGUAAAAGACAUCAUCCUGAAAUCCAACCCGCUUCUGGAGGCGUUUGGGAAUGCGAAGACGGUGCGGAACAACAAUUCAAGUCGAUUUGGCAAAUAUUUUGAGAUCCAGUUCAGCCGCGGUGGGGAGCCGGACGGAGGCAAAAUCUCCAACUUCCUGCUGGAGAAAUCCCGUGUGGUCAGCCAGAACCCCGGCGAGAGGAACUUUCACAUCUAUUACCAGUUGCUCGAGGGAGCCAGCCCGGAGCAGCGGGAGAAUUUGGGGAUCACCACCCCAGACUAUUACUACUACCUCAAUCAGUCGGCGGCAUAUAAGGUGGACGACAUGGACGACCUCCAGGAAUUUCGGGAGACUUUGACAGCCAUGGAGGUGAUUGGCCUCUCGGAGGACGAGCAGGCCCUGGUGCUCCAGAUCGUGGCUGGCAUCCUGCAUCUUGGCAACAUCACCUUCCAGGAGUCAGGCAACUACGCCGUGGUGCAGAGUGAAGACUUCCUGGCCUUCCCAUCCUACCUCCUGGCCAUUGACCAGCAGCGCCUUCAAGAGAAACUGACCAGCCGCAAGAUGGACAGCAAGUGGGGUGGCCGGCAGGAGGUCAUCGAUGUCACCCUGAACGUGGAGCAGGCCAACUUCAGCCGAGACGCCCUCGCCAAAGCCCUCUACACUCGCCUCUUCGACUACCUGGUGGAUGCUGUCAACAAGGCGAUGGAAAAGGAGCAUCAGGAAUACAACAUCGGUGUCCUUGACAUUUACGGCUUUGAAAUUUUCCAGAAAAAUGGCUUUGAGCAAUUCUGCAUCAAUUUUGUGAAUGAGAAGCUGCAGCAGAUUUUCAUCGAGCUGACCCUGAAGGCUGAGCAGGAGGAAUAUGUUCAAGAGGGCAUCCGAUGGAAUCCCAUUGACUAUUUCAAUAACAAAGUUGUGUGUGACCUGAUUGAGAACAAAGUGAAUCCCCCUGGGCUCAUGAGCAUCCUCGAUGACGUCUGUGCCACCAUGCACGCCAAGGGCGAGGGGGCCGACCACACCUUGCUGCAGAAGCUUCAGUCGGCUCUCGGCACGCACCCCCAUUUCAACAGUUGGAACAAGGGGUUCAUCGUCCACCACUACGCUGGCAAGGUUUCCUACAACGUGGAAGGAUUUUGUGAGCGCAACCGGGACGUCCUGUUUACAGAUCUCGUUGAGCUGAUGCAGAGCAGUGACAUCCCGUUCAUCCGAGACCUCUUCCCUGAGAGCCUCAGCAUGGAGAAGAAGGGGCGCCCGACCACAGCAGGCAGCAAGAUCAAGAAACAGGCCAACAGCUUGGUGAGCACCCUGAUGAAGUGCAGCCCCCAUUACAUCCGAUGCAUCAAGCCGAACGAAACCAAGAAGCCCAGAGACUGGGAGGAGAGCCGGGUGAAGCACCAAGUCGAAUACCUGGGGUUGCAAGAGAACAUCCGGGUGCGCCGGGCUGGGUACGCUUAUCGGCGAGUUUUCCAGAAAUUCCUCCACAGGUACGCCAUCCUGACGCCGGAGACGUGGCCGUCUUGGCGUGGUGACGAGAGGCAGGGCGUGGUGCAUCUGAUGAAAUCAGUCAACAUGGACCUUGACCAGUUCCAGCUGGGGAGGACCAAGGUGUUCAUCAAAGCGCCUGAAUCGCUUUUCCUUCUGGAGGAGAUGCGGGAAAGGCGCUACGACGGCUUUGCCCGAGUAAUCCAGAAGGCCUGGCGCAAACACGUGGCUGUCCGCAAAAACAUGCAGAUGAGAGAAGAAGCUUCCAACAUCGUCCUCAACAAGAAGGAACGCCGUCACAACAGCCUAAAUCGCAAUUUCAUGGGGGAUUACAUUGGCUUGGAGAACCGCCCGGAGCUCCGCCGCUUCCUGGGCCGGAGGGAGCGUGUUGACUUUGCCGAUACAGUCACCAAGUACGACCGGCGCUUCAAGACGGUCAAGCGGGACCUGAUCCUCACCCCCAAGUGGCUGUACCUGAUCGGCCGAGAGAAGGUGAAGCAAGGGCCAGACAAAGGGGCUGUCAAGGAGGUCCUCAAGAGGCAGAUUGAGGUGGAGAGGAUCCAGUCGGUCUCCCUCAGCACCCUGCAGGAUGACUUCAUCAUUGUCCAUGAGGCCCAGUACGACAGCGUCCUGGAGUCCGUCUUCAAGACCGAACUCCUGAGCCUGCUCUGCAAGCGCUAUGAAGAGAGGACCGGGAAGCAGCUUCCUGUCAGGUUCAGCAACCAGCUGGAGUUCAAGGUGAAGAAAGACGGCUGGGGACCCUGGGGAGCGGCCGGCUCCCGCCAGAUCCAGUUCCAGAUCUGCCAGGGGGACCUGGCUCUGCUCCGCACAAACGGCAAAGUGUUGGUGGUCAGCAUUGGGCCCGGCCUACCCCGCAACGCCCGACCUAACCGGAAGGACUCCAGGAAAAGCCGGUAUUCUGGUGGAGGCCCUGCCCUCGGCUGGAACGCUCAGCCCAGCACAGGCCCACAGUGGGGCAGCCGUGGCCGUGGGACAAGGCCCCCCUUCCAGCAUCGCCACUCCAUCACCCGGCAGGCCAGCAUGGAGCAGCCCAGCCUCCCCCGCCAGGGAGCCAGCCCGCGUGCCCGAGCCUUUCCUGCUCAGUUCGACCUGGGUUUCAUGAACGUCCCUGACCAAGGAGUAGCUGGCCUUCAGCGCCACCUGAGUAAGGAGGCCAAACCCGUCCCGGGAGGAGGCCGGGCCAAGCCUAAACCCAAACCCAAACCCCAGCCAUGCCUUCCGCGGUGCAGGGCGUUGUACGCCUAUGAUGCACAGGACACAGACGAACUCAGCUUCAACGCGAAUGACUUCAUUGAAAUCAUCAGGGAAGAUCCAGCGGGAUGGUGGGAAGGCCGCAUCCGUGGCAAAGAAGGGCUGUUCCCCGGGAACUACGUGGAGAAGAUCUGAAACGGAGGGUGGCACAGCCUCUCUCCUGCCCUGCAAUGAGGCACUGCCUUGCGAGUUUUGCCUGCGGGCCGGAAAAGUGCUGGAGUCACCCCGCAGGACGCUGCAGUGGGGCAGCUCGCUGGCACCCGCAGGAGAGCAAAGAAAGGCGCCCAGGUGACCUCCAAUAGCACCACUCCUCUGUGCCCUCUGAGAGCAGCCAAGAUAACCCACGUGCCUUGCCUUGUACUGGGCAGGAACAAGUCUGCUUACUGCGCGCGCAAACGGCUGUCCCACUGUCCUAAAAUCCGCAUCAGUGAACCCCAGCCUGGUGGACCUUUAACACGGGGGGAAUCGGUAGCUAGGGAAGAAGGAGAGCUCAAAAUAUCUUAAAAUGCAGAAAAGGGGGAAAAAGGGGGGGAGUUUUGUAACGACUGUUUUUAAAAGCCUCCCGCCAAUGUGGCAAAACCUAAAACGGAGAUCGCAGGGGCUUGAGUUUUAAAAUGCGCGGCGGCACGCGAGCCUGGUGUCACCGUUCCCUGCCAACCGCGUGAAUCUAGUCUUCUGAAAGAAAAGAACCACAGCGGGGGAAACCUAUUUGCGGGCAGCUGAGGGAAUGUAGAAAAUGCAAGUGAAAUAAAUUAUGUACGUCAAGGCCCUUUCUGAAAAUGGGUUUUAUUUGUAGCUGCAUUAAAAAAAAAAUCACCUCGUUUUCCCUGGGAAAGGAUUCCAGGACAAACAUUCUCAUAAUUUGCAUCGGGGGCCAAACCCAGGUCACUAUGGCUUCAACAGACCAUGAUUAAGAAAGCAGCCCAGCUUAGCACGAUGCGCAAAUGGAAUUACUGGCCGAAACCACCUCCUCCUGCUGUUCAAGCAGAGAGUCCGUAACUUCAAAGGUGCAAAGGAACCCCGACCAGCUCCGAUUGUGCACCACAGAGACACCGUGUUCGGCCCCUGGGAAAUGGAAGCAAAUGUACUAGAGUAAAAGCCGCUGCGAGAGCCCUUUGCUCUGCGUAAGAGCUGGGAACAGGCUGUGUUGCGGGAGAGGAAAAUUCAUCGAAGGAAGGCCUGGAGGGUUUAAGACCACCAGCCUCUGGCCUGCCAGAGCUGCUGAGAAUCUCCGUGGGGCCAAGGUAACUCUUGCACAAUCCCUACCCCAGUAGUACUAACACAAGCACCAAAUUAACAGGGACGUCCUAAGCAAAUAAUAAGAAAAUCCUCAUUUUAACCCAUCUCCCGCCCUCCUUUUUUUGCCAAGCAGGAAAGGGCCUUUCUCCCCAGAUGCUCUUUCUGGAAAUAAGAAGUUACCACAGUCACUGAACCUGUUUGCUUUCACUCAUUUUUUCUUUUUUGUGUAUGUUACAAGAUUUGUUUAAAGGACGCGCGCUUGGUUAGUCUGCAUUAGUGACAACUCAAAAAACCAAACCAAACCCAAGAAUUAAAAUAGACACAAAUCAAGAGAGACACCCCCCC